Fusarium coffeatum is the source of this 864-nucleotide messenger RNA. RefSeq lists its product as uncharacterized. The transcript is spliced from 2 exons. The record is from RefSeq and is a predicted model, not a curated record. Bases 1 to 864 code for a protein of 287 amino acids. Lineage: Eukaryota; Fungi; Ascomycota; Sordariomycetes; Hypocreales; Nectriaceae.
AUGGCUUCUCAGAACCAGGGCCGCAUCGUGCCUAUGCGCGUCAUUGUCUGUGGCGUUCAUCGCACAGGCACAUUGAGUAUUCGAAACGCCCUCUGGCAACUCGGUUUCCACGACUGCUACCACAUGCAAUCCCUCAUCAAGGACCCAUCUCGCGCCCCAGAAUGGAUCCGUGCUUUCGAAGCAAAAUACGCCAACCAGGGUUCUUUCACCCGCGACGACUGGGACCGUCUUCUCGGCGAUUGCCAAGCUGUCUGUGAUGUCCCCGCCGCCUUCUUCGGCGCUGAACUAGCGGAGCUGUAUCCUGAUGCCAAAGUUAUCAUUCUUAACCGUGAUCCUGAGAAGUGGUAUGAGAGCGUGCUUAAUAGCAUUUAUUUGCUUACUUCGCCAAAGGAUGUUUGGGGCAAGUUGAGUAUGAUUUAUUGCUUUUUGCUGGAUUCGAAUAUUCAGUAUAUGGCCAAGUAUAGCAAAUCUAUGAAGUCGCUUGUGCAAAAGUAUGAUCAUGGGAAUGAGAAGGAGAAGGCGCUGGAGUGGUACAAGGCGCAGUAUGACGAAUUCCGCGAGCGUAUCCCUGAAGAGCGUCGCUUUGAGUAUACGAUUACUGAUGGAUGGGAGCCGCUUUGCAAGUAUUUGGAAGUUCCUGUGCCAAAGGUUGAGGAUCCAAAAACUGGUAAGAUGGUCGUCGUGCCUUUCCCGCAUCUCAACGAUGGAGAAACGUUUCGUCAGAAUAGCAAGGUCAUGAAGAAGAAGAGCAAGGAGAGAGCGAACCAAAAUUUGCUUGCUGGUGUGGGAAGAUUGGCGUUGAUGGGUGUUGUCGGAUAUGCUGGAUAUCUUACGUGGAAGACUCGACUUGGAGGACGAGUCUAA